Molecule: messenger RNA, 7210 nt
Organism: Rhineura floridana
Lineage: Eukaryota; Metazoa; Chordata; Lepidosauria; Squamata; Rhineuridae
Product: zinc finger protein 345-like
Exons: 7
Coding region: 311-2947 (878 amino acids)
Biological process (GO): regulation of transcription by RNA polymerase II
Molecular function (GO): DNA-binding transcription factor activity, RNA polymerase II-specific; RNA polymerase II cis-regulatory region sequence-specific DNA binding
Source: RefSeq, a predicted model, not a curated record
AGCGGCCCUUGUGGAAGAUGGGCAUCCAUUUCCCGAUCACCACCCCAUCCAACCCCCCCCUUGGCAAAGCAACAUCUGGGAGUAACCCCAGUUGGUCAGCGUCUAGUUAGAAUCAUCCAGUCUUAUAAAAUAUACCUUCCUGCCUCCAGGGUGUGUAAUAAUCCUUUGCACACAGUAUUGCACAUGCUUUGGCCGUGCAGGAGUUCAUGACCUUUCCAUCACUGGAGGAGUCCUUGCCUUAAGAGAAAGAAAUUGAGAAGGAGGCGAUUGUCCGAUCUUCUUGGAAGCCACUUUGCAGCAAAGAGGGAAGAUGAAGGCAGAAUACUCUGCUGGCUCUGAAGCAGAAAGAGGCCCUGAUUCCAUUGAGCCUGGGAGCAGCGGAGGAUUCUGGGAAGGAAAAGUGCAGGAGAUCCUUGAUGAGAAGAACAGCAGCUCAAACAAACAGCGCCAGCGCUUCAGGCGUUUCCGCUACCAGGGGACUGGGGCCCCCCGAGAGGUUUGCAGCCAACUCCACCAUCUUUGCCAUCAGUGGCUGAAACCCGAAAGGCACACGAAGACUCAGAUCCUGGACUUGGUGAUCCUAGAGCAGCUCCUGGCUGUCCUUCCACCGGAGAUGGCGGACUGGGUCAGAGAGUGUGGAGCGGAGACCACUUCCCAGGCGGUGGCGGUGGCAGAAGGCUUCCUCCUGAGUCAGGCAGAAGACAAGAAGCAGUCAGAGCAGCAGGCAGAGAAGCAGACAGAAGAGGCUGACCAUUUCCCUGAGACAGAGAAGGCUCCCCUGGAUCCCACACAGAGGCCGCUCUUCAGGUGGACCGUGCUGGAGGGUGACAGAGGUGCCGCCUCGCUGGGCAGUAUAGAAACAUCACUGAUGUGUCCCAGAUCUUCUCUCUGGGGUGAAGUGGAAAGGCCCGCUCUGCCCUCAGCUCAGGGUUUGGUGUCCUUUGAAGAGGUGACUGUAUGCUUCACUGAGGAGGAGUGGGCUCUGCUAGCUCCGGGCCAAAGGACUCUGCACAAAGAAGUCAUGCUGGAGAAUUAUAGGAAUGUGGCCUCUUUAGAAGAGCCUCCGAUUCCCAAAUCUGACCUCAUCUGGCACCCUGAAGAAAAGGAAGAUCUCUUUGGCCAGGACAGAUCAACAGCAGGGUGUGAGUGGGAGUCCGCAAAUGAAGAAGAAACACAUCAGGUGAUGGAGGAAAGCAAUACAUGUCCAGACAUGGAAGAGAAUGUUGGGAAUCAAGAUGGAAUGAAGAAGCAGGAGGGAGAUCAAACAAAUAAGGAGAUAAUUAAUUUCACUGCUUGUCUGGAUGGUGACGUCCGUGAAAUUCCAGUCCAUCAAAAAAAACAUAAAAGAGAGAGAAGGAUGAAGUGCCACACAAGUGGAAAUAGUUCUGCUCAUAAAGAAGUUCUUGAGAACCACUGGAAAACCCACACAGGAGAAAAACUAUACAAAUGUUUUAGUCAGAGCACAUGCCUUAUCUCCCAUCAGAGAAUUCAUACAAAGGAGAAACCAUUUAAAUGCUUGGAGUGUGGGAAGAGCUUCAGUCAAAGUGGAAAGCUUUCUUCACAUCAAAUAAUCCACACAGGGGAGAAACCGUUUAAAUGCCAAGAUUGUGGAAAGAGCUUCAAUCAGCGGACGAACCUUACUACUCAUCAGAGACUUCACACAGAGGAGAAACCAUUUAAAUGCCUGGAGUGUGGGAAAAGUUUCAGUCAGAGGACACAUCUUACUACUCAUCAGAGAAUUCAUACAGAGGAAAAACCAUUCAAAUGCCUGGAAUGUGGGAAAAGCUUCAAUCAGCGGACAAACCUUACUACUCAUCAGAGAGUUCACACAGAGGAGAAACCCUUUGAAUGCCUGGAGUGUGGAAAAAGCUUCAGUCAGAGGACACACCUGACUACUCAUCACAGAAUCCACACAGGAGAGAAGCCAUUUAAAUGUCUUCAAUGUGGAAAGAGCUUCAAUCAGAGUGGAAAGCUUAUUUUACAUCACAGAAUCCACACAGGGGAGAAACCAUUUAAAUGUGUGGAGUGUGGAAAGAGCUUCAGUCAGAGGACAAACCUUAUCACUCAUCAGAGAAUUCACACAGAAGAGAAGCCAUUUAAAUGCUUGGAGUGUGGAAAGAGUUUUGCCAAUUGCCCAAGUCUUAUUUCACAUGCAAGAGUUCACAAUGGUGAGAAACCAUAUGAAUGUCUGGAAUGUGGAAAAAGUUUCAAUCGAAGUGGACAGCUUACAUCCCAUCAAAGAACCCACACAGGAGAGAGACCAUUUAAAUGUCUGGAGUGUGGAAAGGGCUUCAGACAGAGAACACAUCUUACUACUCAUCAGAUAAUUCACACUGAGGAAAAACCCUUUAAAUGCCUCGAGUGUGGAAAGAGCUUUAAUCAGAGGACAAACCUUACUACUCAUCAGAGAAUUCACACAGAGGAGAAACCUUUUAAAUGCCUGGAGUGUGGAAAGAACUUCAGUCAGAGAAGACAUCUUACUACUCAUCACAGAAUCCACACAGGGGAAAAGCCAUUUAAAUGUCUGCAGUGUGGAAAGAGCUUCAUUCAGAGUGGAAAGCUUGUUUCACAUCAAAGAAUCCACCGAGGGGAGAAACCAUUUAAUUGUCUGGAGUGUGGAAAGAAUUUCAUCCGGAUUGAUGCACUUACUGUACACUACAGAAUUCACACAGGAGAAAAACCAUUUAAAUGCAUGGACUGUGGAAUGAGCUUUAGCUGCAGGGGUGCCUUUACAAAACAUCACAGAAUACACACAGGGGAGAAACCAUAUCAGUGCCUGGAAUGUGGAAAGACCUUCAAUCAGAGUGGAAAUCUUAUUAGGCAUCAAAGAAUACACACAGGAGAAAAACCAUAUCAAUGCCUGGAGUGUGGAAUGAGCUUCAAUCAUAGAGGAAGCCUUUCUUACCAUCAAGAGCACACACAUUAUUUAACAUCAAAAAAUUCAUGAGGUAAAAUGCUAGAGUAUGGAAAAGCUUAUUGUGUGAGGCAACCAAUUAAUAUAACAUAAAUAAUAUUUAAAUAAUAAGCCUUUGUUGGAACCAUUACUCCACUUCAAAGAGUCCAUGUAAGGGGCAAUCAGCAAAACCCGAUAGGGUCAAAGCUCUAAUCAUAAAGUAGGCCUUCACAGACAUUGAAGUAUUCACAUAUGGGAAGGCCCUACAAGUGCUAAUGUAGCAGGUGCAUUUGCAAUAAACCAAGUUUAAAAUCCUGGGAUGUAGAAAGUAGUUUCAUUUCUCCAUGAAUAGAAAUCUUACUUCACAUCAAGUCUACACAGGAAAGUAAAUAAUAUAAAUGCACAGAGAACAUAGGAAAAUCCCUGCUGGAUCAGGCCAACAUCCCAUCUAGACCAGCAUCCUGUUCCUUGCCGUGGCCAACCAGAUCCCUAUGGACAGCCUGCAAGCAAGCAAGUAAUGAGCUUUCUUGAUGAAGGAAAACUGAUGUUAUGAAGCUACCCCCAAAUCCUUUGUGUGAAGGUGACUUCAUGGUAAAAUGCCCCAGAUCUCCAAUAUCCCAGGUUUUGGACAGAGUUUGGCUUAACAUCAUGUGCCCCUGGUUUCAGAAAACAGACAGAGGGGCACUGAAACCAGUACAACUUGCAAGUAUCUCUCCAGCCUAGGACUCUUCCUCCCAAAGAAGCCUGAAUCCCCUUCUGGCAAAAGAAAUCUUGCAUUCCCCAUCCCUCUCUAACUCACCUUUCUCUCAAUCUAGAAGCUAAACAUUUUGCACUAACUCCUAUAUUUCUGCUUUAGUGAGUCCAUCGGCCAACGAAAAGCUGCUCUAUCUCUCCCUAAUACUUUACAAAGAGCCCUGAUCACUUUUCUAACAUGACUGCCUUCUCUGUGUCUGCCAUCGACAAAUCCCUCUGCCCUCAAAUCCAUUUGCACCCCCAACAUUGGCCCCCUUUUCUACCUGGAUCCUCCUGGAACCCUCAUUUGCAAAAAAAAACCACCCUGAAAUCCUCUAAUUGUUUUCUUUCUCUUCUCCCUCCCUCCCUCCGCUACUUCCAAAGUCAGCUACACACACAGACACAUGUACAGAUUUAUUUUCUUUGAGGUCCUUUAGGGCAGACAUUUGCUUUUUCAAUUUUUCGGCCUUUUGCUGUUUCAUCUCUGUUUGCAAGGCUUGAAGUUUAAAUUCGCCUCCCACUAUUUUAUUUCUGUAUUUUUUUUAUUCACCAUAUUUAUAGUUCACCCAAAGGUCCCAAGGGGUAAUUAUGUAAAAUCAAACUCCAAAAUUAAACAAGAAUAUUAAAACAUAGCAAACAUAGGAAUCUGCCUUAUACUGUUUUAAUUUGGAUUCCUGCAUUGAGCAAGGGGUUGAACUUGAUGGCCUUACAGAACCCUUCCAACUCUUACUAUUCUAUGAUUACACUGAAUUAGAAUGUUCCCUCUAGCUCAGUAUUGUUGACACUGACUGGCAGCAGCUCUUCAAGGUUUCAGGCAGGGCCUGUUAUCAUUUAUCAUUGCCAUAUAGUUUUUUUUCCCCAUUUCAUAGAAUAGUAGAGUUGGAAGGGGCUUAUAAGGCCAUUGAGUCCAACCUGUAGGUGUGUUUCUAAAACCCCUUUAAAAAUGUAACUAUAGUUUUCAAGGUUUGGGUCUUUUUAAGGUCUCUUAUGCCCUUGGUGGUGCCCAGGGUUCAAUGUUAAAAAGAUCCCUAUAUAUGAGAGAAUUGCAUGUUAGAAUAAAAUGCUCUUGCACGUAACCCAGGAGGACAUACUUAAUAACACUUUAUUUUAUCAUCCAGUGCUCACGGGAGUAACUGCCUGAAUACCUGAUGUGUGGAAAGGAUGUCAAAUAGAACAUGUGCUUUAAUUAGACACUGGAGAAAUCGCAGCAGGUAAAAACUACAAGCAUGUUUUAUGCGUGGAAGAAAUCUCAGGAGAACCAGCAUCUUAAUCUAAAGAUUACAUGGAGCAGAGUGAUUUGCUCACACUUUCUCUAGGCCAAGGGUUGCCAAUGUCAUGCUCUCCAGAUACUGUGGACUCCAACUCCCAUCAGCCCCGGCCAAUGUGGCCAAAAUAACUGGUGGGCACCACGUUGGCUACUUCAGUUCUAGACCUUUGCUUCUUGUUUGACCUGCCCUUAACACCAGAGCGGGUGCUGUUAAAAAAAGUUGGACAAAGAGGAGGUCUAGACCUAUAGAGCCUUGAUUAAAAUAACAACAUGGUGUUGCAUUGACUGCAUACUGUCCAUCCACCAAGGGGGUGGUGAUAAGUCCUACCUUUUAGUUACAAGAUAAACAAUUCAGCUCUUUGAUUCCUGGGAUAAUGUCAUUCAGCCUCAUAUUAUUACCUAGCAAUGAAAUUCACUUUGUCUGGCCACGCUCUUCUGUUGUUCAUUUUGUGGAAGGUUCAAGGCAAGGGUGUAGUAAAGUGGUAGGUGGAAUUGUGUGUUCCAUGUGUGUAUUUAUAGUUUACCUUGCAUGCUGACCUUCUGAAGUAUAUCCCUGUUCUUAUUUUUGGGGUUCAGGGUGCUGGGCCAGUGGGCACAUUUGGAAUUUUUGAGGAAGUGCCGUGGGCACCAGUCACAAAAUGGCUGCCGCGGGGCGUUCAAAUAGAAAGUGCAUUCAAAUAGAAACACAGGAAGCUGCCUUAUACAGAAUCAGACCAUUGGUCCAUCGAGUUCACUAUUGUCUACACUGGCUGGCAGCGGCUCUCCGGUAUUUCAGUUGGAAAGCAUUCACAGCCCUACAUGGAGAUGCCAAGGUUUGAACCUGGGACCUUCUGCAUGCAAAGCACAUGCUCUGUUGCUGCUGUGAGGUGCGUGGCAUAACGCAAAAUGGUUGUCACAUUUAAAAGACAAAAAAAAGAUAUAGGAAAACAGCAUGGUGCAUGCAUGCCCCCCUCCCCCAGUCUUGUGCAGUAGGGAGUUCUGAGGGGAUAUUUACGGAUACAUUUUGCAGAUACUCUAGGAUGUAAUGGCAGGCACACUGGCACCUCCCAGCGCUGGGUUGGUGACCCUUUGCCUGUCUGUUUCGUUUAGAUUUCCAGAUUCUGAAAUGAGGGGAACUGCCGAGACAAGGGGUUGCUAUGGUGACUGCUAGGCCUUGGCCAAACUGGGCCACUGCUGGAGUGGUCUGAAGGAGGUAGGAAGCUGGAAACUCUGGUAGGGCCCUGGGCUCACAUCAAGUUUCCCCAAACCAAGGAGGGAGCCGUUUCUGGACGUUAAAAGUGUUCUGGUGGAUUUUCCCCCCUUCCUGAGAACCAAAUUUUAGUUUAAUUAAUCCCCUAGUUUAAUUUAGGGGAAAUUAAAGCUACCAAUCAGAAGGCAGGAAAAGGGAGCAGGGAAAAACUUCCAUCUCAUUUUCACAUUUUUUCCUCCUGAUGCCUUCUUGUGCUGUAACUUACCUUUUCUUUGGAAAACAGAACAAGAGAUGGAAGAAAAGCUUGCCGUUACACCGAGUUCUUGCUGCUUGUAAUAUUUUCACAUGGCAUUAGAGGGUUUUUUUUUUCCCUGCCAACUUUUUUAUACAGCUCUGAUUAAACUUUGUUUCUACUUUGGGGAGAUUUUACUUCUCCCUUCUCAGAAUGGCUCCUUCUGUUUUCUACCCAGCUUUGGCUGCACUGGAUUUUUAAUCGUUCUGAUUCUUUGUCACACUGAGCUAGCUUUACCAGAACUUUAAACAGGUUUCGUUCUUAAAGGUUUUAUUUUCUUUUAUGCCUUUGUGAAGUUCAGACUGCUGUUUUUAAACAUGAUUCUCGUUUCCAUCAGGAUUAUUUCACCCCUAAAAACCUUACCAGUGGCCCUCCAGAUGUUGCUGUGCCACAACUCCCAUCAUCUCUAGCCAUUGGCCAUGCUGGCUGGCGCUGAUGUGAGUCAGGAGUCCAGCAACCUCUGGAGGGCCACAGAUGUUCUUUUCGCCUUGCUUUAGGCCAAACUGCUCUACAGCUGGGAACAUAGCAACCUUUGACGAGAGGGCCGGUGGAGUUUACGGGGGCCAAUGUAGCAUUUAGUAAUGGUUACAUUGUAAAUUCAUUUUAAUCUUGGAUAUUGUAAUCCUUGCAUGUAAAAGCCACUUUACUUGAUACAGAUUGUUCCAGGCUUAAUUCUCCCAUGUAAUCUUUGUGACCUAAUUCCUGCCCACCCUGCAUACCCCUUUUCCUUAUAUUUUCCCUUCCCCGAGAUGAUACAUUAAUUAAUGUGCUUUGGAUUUUCUUCUGAUAUGCUUUGUAGAUUACCCAUGCACCUUUCAUAAACUGAGAUGCAUCCAC